CCUAUGGAAUGAAUGCUGUUCUAGAGCCAAUUGUGAAUGAGAUUAGGGACCUGGAACUGAAUGGUGUUCAGAUUGAAACCACACUUUUCAAAGGCACUGUGAAGGCUGGAGUGGCACAGGUGUGUGGGGAUAACCUUGGACUUAAUAGCAUCCUUGGUUACUCAGAAAGCUUUUCAGCCAAUAGUGUGUGUCGAUGGUGUCGGGCACACAGAGCGGUUUUGAGGGCGCAAACUGUUGAGGAUCCCUCAUCACUGCGUGAUAAGGGGAACUACAACUCAGACUCCCUUCUUAACAACUCAACUGAAACUGGCAUCAAAAGAGAUUGUGCUCUGAACAAGUUGCAGUUUUACCAUGUAACGGACAACGUAGCUCCUGAUGUAAUGCACGACAUCCUUGAGGGAGUUGGUGGUUUUGAAAUGAAGCUUGUGCUCAAUUCAUUGAUAGAGCAAAAACUCAUAACCCUUGAGCAGCUGAACUAUAGACUGACCAGCUUUGACUAUGGGUUUUGCGAUGGCGGCAACAAGCCAUCUGCCAUCAAACCCCAGGACUUAAAAAAUCCUGAUGGGGCCCUUAGGCAAACGGCAUCACAGACUUGGUGUCUACUAAGACUGCUGCCGCUGAUGAUUGGGGAUUUGGUUCCAGAGGGUAACCAACACUGGGAAUUGUUCCUUUCAUUACUGUGCUGUAUGGAGUUGAUCUUUUCUCCUGCACUGACGCAUGGGGCAAUCAUCUUUUUGGGGUAUCUUAUUCAGGAACACCAUUGUCUUUUUUUAGACCUCUACCCCAACAGACACUUGAAGCCUAAACAUCAUUUCAUGCUUCAUUAUCCGAGAGCCAUCAGGAAAUUGGGGCCCAUAGUUCACUUCUGGUCUAUGCGUUUUGAAGCAAAGCAUGGGUUUUUCAAACGAGUAAGCCACGUGACCUGCAAUUUUAGGAAUAUUUGUAAAACCCAGGCCUACAGACAUCAGAUAAUGAUGUGCUACACUCUGCUGUCUGGCCAAAUGUUCUCCCAUGAGUUUGAAGUUGGGCCAGGAUGCGUGACACUGCUUGGUACCAUAGAGGAUUUUGGGAAGGUGAGUGGGUUUGAGGGAAUUCCUGCUUUUACAGAAGUUUAUGUGCCAUCUUGGGUUAGGUACAAGGGUACUAGCUACAGGCCAGGAAUGACACUUCUGGUAUCUCACUCUCCUGAUGGUGAGCCUAAUUUUGGAACCAUUCAGAGAAUUGUAGUCAUGAGCUCAAAAGUCAGAGUCAUUGUGAAAAACUGGGAAACAACAGGCUUUGAAAGGCAUUAUUUUGCCUUCACCGUGUUUCCUACCUCAGCAAUUGAGGCAGUUGACAUUGAUUCCAUUGAUGACUAUCACCCCCUCCAUGUUGUAAGGUCCCACAACGAAAACAACAAUCACCAUUACAUUUCGUUGAAAUACAGACUAUUUUGAACAUAGAAUGUAAUGUAGGGAAUACUGUAUAUAGUUGGUAAUGUUCUCUAGUUCUCUGUUCUCUUUGCGUAGAACUAUGACAUGCGCUGCUUUAUUUAUUGCAACCCAUCUUAGUAAUAUGAUCUAUAAUCAGACCUGAAACUGCUGUAGAAAAGUUAUAUCAACUAGAUUCAUGCCCCAGCCCCGAAACGGCUGCCGGCACAACAGCCCCAGAAUCACCUCCAGAGCAACACAGAGUUUCUGUGGAACAAGGAGCAACAUUUGUAAGUUCAUGAAUAUCCGUGAGAUCCUUAACAAGACAACUGAUGGAAAAUGCAUGGUUCUCGGUCUUGAGGAACAGAAUCAUAUAUCAAUUAAGGAAAGAUGUUCCAUGGUCCGGAUUCUUGUGUCCCACUUAAUUGAGCGCUUUGGAGAGAAUCCAUCUUCAGGUGCAAAGGCUCUGCUGGCAUCGUCCAUUGUGGAUCAGUUUCCAUGCCUGAGGGACUGUCAAGGCACAG
Molecule: messenger RNA, 1933 nt
Organism: Etheostoma spectabile (orangethroat darter)
Lineage: Eukaryota; Metazoa; Chordata; Actinopteri; Perciformes; Percidae
Exons: 4
Coding region: 9-1436 (475 amino acids)
Source: RefSeq, a predicted model, not a curated record